UCUGAAGUGGAAGAGACACUAAAAAGGAUUUUGUCUCACAAAGGUGUCAUUGGUGCGAUUGUCGGAAGUGCAGAUGGUAUCGCGAUCAGGUCAUCCAUGGAGAACAAUUCCACGGUCCAGUACUGCGGGCUAAUUCAACAACUGACAGCGAAAGCUCGCUCUGCUCUGCGAGACCUCGACCCGACCAACGAUUUGACCUUUUUACGUAUUCGCAGUAAAAAGAAUGAAAUUAUGGUUGCUCCAGAUUUACUUGUGGAAAAGCCCCACAGUUUGAUUCGCUAA
Messenger RNA from Echinostoma caproni, 282 nucleotides. NCBI's taxonomy places the organism in Eukaryota, Metazoa, Platyhelminthes, Trematoda, Plagiorchiida, Echinostomatidae. The record is from the annotation of a GenBank genome assembly.